Molecule: messenger RNA, 996 nt
Organism: Penicillium nucicola
Lineage: Eukaryota; Fungi; Ascomycota; Eurotiomycetes; Eurotiales; Aspergillaceae
Product: putative C2H2 finger domain protein
Exons: 4
Coding region: 1-996 (331 amino acids)
Biological process (GO): regulation of transcription by RNA polymerase II
Cellular component (GO): PcG protein complex; transcription regulator complex
Molecular function (GO): DNA-binding transcription factor activity, RNA polymerase II-specific; RNA polymerase II cis-regulatory region sequence-specific DNA binding
Source: RefSeq, a predicted model, not a curated record
AUGGCUCCCGGUAGUGGCCGCGAUUUUAACUGUUCAUGGGGAGAAUGUAACAAGUCGUUCAAUCGCAAGUCCGAUCUCUGUCGACAUUAUCGCAUUCACACCAAUGAACGGCCUUAUCAGUGCACUGUCGAAGAGUGCAAUAAGAGUUUCAUUCAGCGUAGUGCCUUGACCGUGCACUCCAGAACCCACACGGGUGAAAAGCCCCACGUUUGUGACCAUGAAGGCUGUCAGAAAGCAUUUUCAGAUUCCUCGAGUCUGGCUCGCCAUCGCCGCAUCCACACGGGCAAGCGGCCGUAUAUUUGCCAAGAGCCAGAUUGUGAACGGAGUUUCUGUCGGAAAACCACGCUCACCAAGCACCAACAUCGUUCCCACCCUCCAGGAUCCAUGAGUCGGCCAUCGUCGGAGGAUACGGCCUCGGAGAACUCCUACGGCAGCCAAACACCGGUGCCGGUGGCUACGACCAUGCCGAACGAUCAAUACAUGCUCGCCCAGCAACCGUUUUAUGCGCAAUCAGCAACUCCAACCCAUGACUACUACUCGCCACAGAGUGUUCCCAUGGGUGGAGUGCCAGUCCACGAGGGUGGUCCUCCGAUCGUGGCUCAAAGUAUUCCUGUGAGCUCACCGAUGAGCAUGCAACACCCAGCGCAUCACCCGCAUCACCCGCAUCAGCAGCACCAGCACCAGCACCAGCACCAGCACCACCAUCAUCAGCAGCAACAGUAUAUGCAGCAAAUACUCCAGCAGCAACAGCAGCAACAGCAGCAACAGCAGCAGCAGCAGCAUCAGCAACAGCGCUUUGACUCCAAUCCGCGCACGAGCUAUAUCCCGGCGGAGUAUCAACAACAGCCCCCACAACAACCCUAUCCGGGCCACCAGAUGCCGCAAGAACAGCCAAUGAUGGUUUCGUAUCAUCCAAACUAUGCGUAUAAAUCCCCAGGCCCCCGGCUCUUGAAUCAACCUGAGGGGACUGACUGGGGUUUUCUGGGAGUAGGCUAA